CAUACAUCGGAGCUCCUCUUCCUCAGCUGUUGGAUGCUGCGUCAGGAGGAGCGAGCUUUCUUCUGGAUGGAGACCGACUGAGCAGCCACCAAGGUCCGGGGAGAAGGAGCGGACAGAGAGGGUGUCCCACGGACGGACUAAGGUUUCACCUCACUUCACCUCACCCGUGACCGGAAAAGGGUGUGUCUCCAAAAUCGUGCGCAACAUGCACGCUCCUGGGAGCGUCUAGCGAGCGCUCGACUCGGCUGCAGAGAUGGACUUGGUGGGGGCGGAGCGCCGCAGGCCCACCCCGGCUCAGACGCCCGAGGAGAGGGACGUGUGGAGGGAUGGAAUGAGAGGCGGCGGGUGGAGGGAUGCGGGCAGAGAAGGAUGGAGGGAGGGACGAGAGAGCGGCGUGGUGCAGAGCUACAGUUUUGACUCCUACCAGCUGGAGGAGGAGGAGAUGAGCAAAGACGUCCCGGAGAGAGGAGUUCUGGCGCUGUCGGAGACCGACUUUGAGGAGCCGAUCCCUGACGACCGUUACCAUGGCAUCUACUUUGCAAUGCUAUUGGCUGGGGUUGGCUUCCUGCUGCCCUACAACAGCUUCAUCACAGACGUGGACUACCUUCACCACAAGUUCACAGGGACAUCCAUCGUGUUUGACAUGAGUCUGACGUACAUCCUGGUGGCACUGUUGGCCGUCAUCCUUAACAACGUGCUGGUGGAGAGACUCAGCAUGCACACCAGAAUCACUGUGGGCUACGUCUUAGCAUUGGGGCCUUUGGUGUUUGUCAGCAUUUUCGACGUGUGGUUGGCUAAGUUCACCACCAGUCAGGCUUAUGUCAUCAACCUGGUCUCAGUGGGAAUUGUCGCCUUUGGAUGCACAGUGCAGCAGUCCAGUUUCUAUGGUUACAUGGGGAUGCUGCCCAAGAGAUACACACAAGGGGUGAUGACCGGAGAGAGCACCGCAGGGGUCAUCAUCUCCUUAUCUCGCAUCUUCACCAAGCUGCUGAUCCCGGAUGAGAGGAGGAACACUCUCAUCUUCUUCCUCAUCUCCAUCGGCAUGGAAAUGCUGUGCUUCCUGCUUCACCUGCUCGUGCGACGCUCCAGGUUCAUCCGCUACCACACCGGACACGCACAGGGCAAAGGUCAAGGCAAAGGUCACGACCCCCGCGGCAACGGCAGCGGCUACAGGGUCCACCACGACGUCACAGCGGAGGACGUUAAAUUUGGCAAUGGUGGGAGUGGGCCUCCUUUAACAGAAGAAAACGGCGAGGACUUUGUAGGUGGAACAUAUGUGCGAUUCGAUGCCCCGAAAUCCAAAAUAAAGAGAACCUGGCCUGGUGUAAGAGACAUGAUUUUGCACCGUUACGUGGUGUCCCGUGUCAUCUGGGCCUACAUGCUGUCCAUAGCGGUGACCUACAGCAUCACUCUGUGCUUGUUUCCCGGCCUGGAGUCCGAGAUGAGAAACCCCACCUUGGGGGAGUGGCUACCUAUCCUCAUUAUGGCCACAUUCAACAUGGCAGACUUUGUUGGCAAGAUCCUAGCAGCGCUGCCGUACGAUUGGUCUGGAGGUCGUCUACUCUUCUUCUCUUGCCUGAGAGUGGUCUUCAUCCCUCUCUUCAUCAUGUGCGUGUACCCUGCCUACGCACCCACCCUGGCCCACCCCGCCUGGCCCUGUCUCUUCUCCUUACUCAUGGGCGUCACCAACGGCUAUUUUGGUUCCGUGCCCAUGAUACAAGCCGCUGGCAAAGUGGCACCCGAACAGAGGGAGCUCGCAGGGAAUGUGAUGACCGUGUCCUACAUGGCAGGCUUGAUGGUGGGCUCCGCCGUGGCGUACGUGGCGUACAGCUUCACCGCUCCUCCGGGACAAGGCUUCCCACCGCUCAACGCUAACAUGACCAAUUUUUGAAUGUGGUAAAAUACGCAAAAAAGAAAACGUAACACGAGCAGCAGGAGAGAGUAAAUAAUGUAGCAUAUCUCAGCACUCUUCCCAUUCGAAUGGGAUGUGAUGAACUUUAACCCUGAACUCUUCAGUGGUCAUCCUUUGGAGUGUUUCACUGUGAAAUUAUUCUGUGUGUGUGUGUGUGUGUGUGUGUGGCUGGCAUCGAUACAAGCCACUUUUAUGUGUUGCUGCAGGAUUCACACGUCCCCUAAAUGCAUCGUGCAGAAACUAAACAGCUGACUUGAAAUUAUUCAACUUAACGUACAAACAAUCGUUCAAUAGAUGACAAGUGUGACCGCUUGCAGUAUUGCCGACUUUGCAAAUGAAUAAACUUUGAGGUUUAAGUACAAGUUGGAAUGCAAUGUCAUGAUAUAAAUAAUCUGUUUUAACCAUCAAAAUAAUAUUCAUUAUAUUUAAAAGGCCACAAUUUAAUCAAUUGCUCAAAAAAGGCAAACAUCUGAAUAGUACAAAAAAAUGCAUCUAGUCACUUUUGUCUUUUUGUCUUAUUUGCGUGUUCAAUUGCUGCAUUAUGAAGGAAAUGUUUAUUAUUAUAUUAUUGCUUCAUCAAUAAGUUGUAAUGAUAAACACCUGCUGCUCAGUGUUCUUUGUAUUGUAAUGUAGUGAUUACUUUGGCUCCCUCUAGUGGCCAUAAAUGGAAGCGAUAUUCGGAUGUGGAGAGCUGUUGAAUUCAAAUGCUCUCGUUUUGUUUGCUUUUUGUUUGAGGGUUACAACAAUGAUAGUGCCAAAACCUUUAUCGUAUUAAUUAAAAAAAUAAUACAAAAUCAUGGCUAAAUGGUCUGCGUAUAAUUUAUGAAUGAUUUAUAUGUCCUUAUAAAGCUAAUGUGUCCUGUUGGAUUUGAUUAAUUUUCAAGUCACUUUUACCCCACUGUGCUGACUACUGACUGUGCCUCAUAUGCCUUUUAUUACCAUCAAUGUACAAAUAUAUAAUAUAUAUCAUCACCUCCUUUUGGCCAAGUGUGGACACAGGAAGGAGCCAACACUCAAAAAGGACACAAUAUGUUUUAAAGCUACAUGAAUUUACACCGUUUCAAAACAAAUACUGCUGAAUCCAAAGUUUCCUCUGAAUUAAAGUUCUCUUAUGUAAGCUGUGUUGAUUUAUUGUUUCGUUUAUUCUGUUCUUGAGAGUUCUUUUGAAUGUAUGUAGGACAUUUGUGGAAAAGAGACCAUGCGUUUUACAUGUGA
This is a messenger RNA of Doryrhamphus excisus (bluestripe pipefish), 3127 nucleotides long. It is a transcript of the gene slc29a4a, whose product is annotated as solute carrier family 29 member 4a. Gene Ontology annotation, cellular component: plasma membrane. The record is from RefSeq and is a predicted model, not a curated record. Gene Ontology annotation, biological process: nucleoside transmembrane transport. Gene Ontology annotation, molecular function: monoamine transmembrane transporter activity; nucleoside transmembrane transporter activity. Lineage: Eukaryota; Metazoa; Chordata; Actinopteri; Syngnathiformes; Syngnathidae.